AAACAUAUCAGAGGAUCUAAAAUGGGAAACAAAGUCGGAGUGUUUACUGAUGAGCAAAUAGAGGCAUAUCAGGACUGUACCUUUUUCACGAAAAAAGAAAUUUUAAGGAUAUUUAGUCGCUUCCGGGAUCUUGCUCCAAACGCCGUCCCCAAAGUAAUGUCUAAUGUUGACACAAGCAGGAUUCGACUACCAUUUCAACAAAUUCAAAUGAUGACAGAACUAAAGGAAAACCCUUUCUGUCGGCGUAUCUGCCAGGUGUUCUCGGAGGACGGGAGCGGAGAUUUAUCAUUCGAAGAUUUUCUGGAUCUGUUCUCCGUGUUAAGCGAGGUAGCACCAAGGGAACUCAAAGCAGUGUAUGCAUUUAAAAUCUAUGAUUUCGACGGCGACAACUAUCUCGGAAAAGAAGAUUUACAAUCCACGUUAAAGUGUUUGACCAGGAACGAACUAUCCGAAGAGGAAUUGGACUUUGUUGUCGAAAAGGUGUUAGAAGAAACAGAUCUAGACGAUGACGGGAAAUUGUCCUACAUUGAGUUCGAACACGUCAUCUCAAGAUCACCUGAUUUUAUGACCUAUUUUUAUAUAUAUCUUGUAGAAUUUACGAUGAGACUCGCGAUCAUCUUGCUGGCUGCCAUCUUCACAUACACCGAAGCCAGGUUACAGCUUUCCAGACAGGCAUACUUAAGAUUUCCUUACCAAUACGUUAACGGAGAUCCAACCAAUCCAAGAUACGGGCUUUUUCAAAAUGCUGCCCAUAAGGCUGCUUACCACACUGUAGAUAAAAUUCUAUAUGUUGCUUCUGCAAGAUCCUCAGAAAAAUACCUCCACAUCAUUGAUAUGAACAAUCCUGCCAGUCCAUCCAUCUUGAUGACGCACGUGUUCGAUAACAGCGUGGAUGGUAUGAUCACAGCAGUAGACGCAUGCUCAGACACCAUUGCCGUUUCCUUAGCUGCUGCGGAUCCCGUGUCUGAGGGUCACGUGGAGCUCUUUACUCCCUAUAAUAGAGCUGACCGAGUUUUUACUAGAAUUGGAAGAAUAACAGUUGGAGUAAAUCCCAGAGAUAUUGUGCACACUAGCGAUUGUACAAGACUGGUUGUAGCCAAUGCGGGUUCUGUUUCCAUUAACCCCAUAUCAAGCACUCUGUCGGAUCCCGAGGGUUCGGUGACCAUCAUCAUCAGAAAUGAUCAGGGAUUCCCCGUGGAGGUUAACAUGGAUUUUACUCAGCUUAAUGGCAGAGUUACAGAUUACAUAAAUAAUGGUGUUCGAUAUGUUUUCCGCGGAGAUCACAGUGCAGGAAUUAUCAACACUUUCUCACAGGAUCUCGAGCCUGAAUCAGUUACCAUAAGCAAUGACGACAGAUUUGCUUUCGUCUCAUGUCAGAGAAAUAACGCCAUAUUGAAGAUUGACAUGUUCAAUCAGAGGAUUAUAGAACUUUAUUCUCUGGGGGCCAAGAACUGGACCAGCUAUACAAUGGAUGCUAGCGAUAUGAAUGACGCCGCUAACAUGCGCCAUCACACCGUCUACUCCUUUUACCAACCUGGAAAACUUGCAUUUGGUGUGAUAGACGGCAAAGGUUACGUGGUUUCCGCCGACACAGGCAGAACUACGUCUUAUACUGUUAGAGACCACGGAUAUGCCUUCAACGAUUUCGUAAGAGCUCGGGUCGCCUAUACUGAUGGAGAUUUGGACACCGCUACAAUGAACCCUACUCUAGUACAACAAAUACAGGACAAUCAACAACUAGGAAGGGCAUUCAUGAGCAAUCAAGAUGGAUACAACAUCUUUAACAAAAUCGGCGACGUUUUCCUGUUUGGUGGGCGUGGAAUUUCUUUGUGGGACUCUACGACCAUGGCCCACGUGUUUGACAGUGGGGACGAUUUGGAGAGGAGGGCCUCUCAGUUGUAUCCUAGUACUUUUAAUGGAGAUUGUUCAAAUGCUAAUCAGUCUCCAACCCAGCAGGUUGACGAGAGAUCAGAUGAUAUGGGCCCCGAGCCCAGUGCUUUGGCCGUAGGAACAGUAGGAACCACGCCGGUUCUCGUCACGGGCUCUAGGAAUGGAGUCCUGUAUGUCUUUAAUAUGAGAGGCGUCAGCGCCAACUUUGAGAGUGCCCACCGUGAAGGAAGCACGAACGACAUUUGGAACAAUCUUUACAACACGAACACCGCGGGAGAUCAACAGAUAUCUCACAUCGGAUUCGUUGAUGCUGUACACAGUGCUACAGGAGUCCCAUAUAUUUACGUCAUCGGAAGAGCCACUGGGUCACUUUCUAUUUAUAAUAUUGCAGAUGUACCAGACACAAAUUAAAAUAAGCCACGUUAUAAAGUUCUUAUUAAUUAUCAAA
Saccostrea echinata is the source of this 2338-nucleotide messenger RNA. Its product is annotated as mesenchyme-specific cell surface glycoprotein-like. NCBI's taxonomy places the organism in Eukaryota, Metazoa, Mollusca, Bivalvia, Ostreida, Ostreidae. Gene Ontology annotation, molecular function: protein binding; calcium ion binding. Bases 22 to 2301 code for a protein of 759 amino acids. The transcript has 16 exons. The record is from RefSeq and is a predicted model, not a curated record.